AUGUAUUUGAAAUUGGACACAUCAUGUGGGCUCCGAUUAUUCUUUUAUUAUUUUUCAACGGCGGCUUGUCAACCCGAAUGGCUCGUUUUACAAACCUAAAGUGUAAAGUGCUGGAUCCAUCUUAUUGCGUAUAUGAUAAGUGUCACCUUAAAAUGCUUGGCCGAGGAAUUGUGGGAAUAAACGUGGAAGCAAAACUUUUAAAAGGUCCCUUCAAUAAUGCAAAGGUAAACCUCAGUCUUUGGCGUAAAUUCAAUGGUUUUCGUCCAUUUAUGUUCAAUGUGACCUUUGAUUUUUGCAAAUUUAUGCUAAAAUCGAAUGCCGCCUUGUCAUUUCAAAAAAUAUUUCUGGAUGCUGUCGGUACGAAAUCGAAUCUAAAUCACUCUUGUCCUUAUAAGAAGGAAAUUGUGGUGCGUGAUUUGGUAUUCGAGAACGAUUUUUUGAAGUUCUUGCCAUUACCAUCUGGGGAGUAUCAAAUUCAAUUAAUUGCGGCUACGGACAAUGAUUGGAAGACUAAAGUGGAUGUAAAUUUUUUUUUAGAGGAAAAUUAUAAGAACAGUUAGAAUUACUAUUGAAUUAAUUUAUAAACCACUCUUUUAUCAUGUGUUAAUGUUAGGAAUAGAAGUUUUGUUAAUAAUAGUUUAGAAUCACUGCAAAUGUGCAUAAGAUAUGUAGGCAAUUUAAUAAUUCUCUUAAAAUGGGUGUAAAACACCUCCUUAUAAAUAAAUAGCAAUUGUAUUUAUAAUUUCAAUUUUAUACCCGCUACCCGUACGGUAGUAGGAUAUUAAAAAUUUUUACCUGCACGGAAUGAAUGUAACAAACAAAAGGAGGCUUCAUAAAAUAUAAUAUAUCAUAUAUGUUCUUAAUCAACGUUAACAGCCGAGAGGAUGUCUGUCUUUCUAUUUGACUAUAAGAGAUAGAGCUUGGGCAGCUCUAAUAACUUUAGCAAGCAGAUUAAGU
This is a messenger RNA of Drosophila sulfurigaster albostrigata, 957 nucleotides long. RefSeq lists its product as uncharacterized. The record is from RefSeq and is a predicted model, not a curated record. The coding region runs from base 24 to 560 and encodes 178 amino acids. Lineage: Eukaryota; Metazoa; Arthropoda; Insecta; Diptera; Drosophilidae. The transcript is spliced from 3 exons.